Messenger RNA from Alternaria atra, 1470 nucleotides. RefSeq lists its product as uncharacterized. Lineage: Eukaryota; Fungi; Ascomycota; Dothideomycetes; Pleosporales; Pleosporaceae. Gene Ontology annotation, biological process: transmembrane transport. Gene Ontology annotation, molecular function: transmembrane transporter activity. The record is from RefSeq and is a predicted model, not a curated record. Gene Ontology annotation, cellular component: membrane. The transcript has 7 exons. Bases 1 to 1470 code for a protein of 489 amino acids.
AUGGCGUAUCCGGCGAUGAAACCAUCGAGUUUGCCAGAGGAUAAGAUCGAAGUCGUUAAUGAUACACAUGGAAACAAUAUCGACCCAAUCGCCGAGAAGAAGCUACUUCGCAAGUGCGACCUUCGCGUUCUUCCACCUCUGUUUCUUCUAUUCCUCUUAGCGUUUCUGGACCGUGUCAACAUUGGCAAUGCGAGGAUACAGGGGCUGGUCGAAGACCUCGACAUGACAGGUCCGCUGGCUUAUCGCUAUAAUAUCGCCUUGUUCAUAUUCUUCGUUCCCUACAUCCUCUUCGAGGUGCCGUCAAACCUAAUCUUGAAGAAACUCAAGCCUUCAACAUGGCUCAGCUUGAUCAUGGUACUCUGGGGUGUCUCAACCGUCGGGAUGGGGCUCGUGAACAACUUCGAGGGCCUGGUAGCCAUGCGCAUCCUCCUAGGCUUCUUUGAAGCUGGAUUGUUUCCCGGUUGCGUAUACCUCAUCUCGAUGUACUAUAAGCGUUAUGAACUCCAGUGGCGCCUCACACUAUUCUUUACUGCGAGCAUCAUCGCUGGUGCAUUUGGCGGCCUCCUCGCAUUCGCUAUUGCUAAGAUGGACGGCAUCGCAGGCUACGGAGGGUGGCGAUGGAUCUUCAUUAUCGAAGGCAUCGUAACUGUUGCGGCUGGUGUCAUUACGAAGUUCUGGGUCACGGACUGGCCCGAGGAGGCGAAGUUUCUCAACGACGAAGAGCGAGCCCUUCUCAUAGCACGACUCAGCGCCGAUACCGGUGAUGCUGUGAUGAAUAGAUUGGACAAGAAGGCGGCGAAGAGGAUCUUCUCUGACCCUAAAAUUUAUCUAGGGACCGCUGCAUACUUCGGUAUUGUCAACACGGGAUACGCAGGGUCGUUCUUCACCCCAACCAUCGUCAAAGAACUCGGUUACACUUCCGCCGCGGCCCAAGUACGAUCCAUACCCAUCUUUGUUGUAGCAACCAUCACUGCAGUCAUAACAGCAUGGUUAACCGACCGCCUCCGCCAUCGCUACUGGUUCUGCAUCUUCGGUCUUGUCGUUGCAUCGAUCGGUUACAUUAUGCUCCUCGCGCAAGAAAAUCUCUCAGCUGGCGUAAAGUACUUUGCCCUCUUCCUCAUCGUACCUGGUGGUUACAUUACUCAGCCUAUCGUGCUCGUUUGGAUGUCAAAUCUUGUGUCUGGACACUACAAGCGUUCCGUCAGUUCCGCGAUGCAAGUCGGGUUCGGAAACCUGGGAGGUAUCGUGGCGAGCAAUGUCUUUCUGCAGAGUGAAAUGCCAACCUACCGGACGGGAUAUGGAGUUAGUUUGGGUAUGCUGUGGAUUUGUGGUGCCGCUUGCACGGCGCUCUUCUUCUUGGUCAAAUGGGAGAAUGCGAAGAGGGAGAGGGGUGAGAGGGAUGGAAGGCUGCAAGAAGUGGAUGCUGAUAACUUGGGUGAUGACCAUCCGAUGUUUAGGCUCACAUCCUGA